Molecule: messenger RNA, 2898 nt
Organism: Aspergillus wentii DTO 134E9
Lineage: Eukaryota; Fungi; Ascomycota; Eurotiomycetes; Eurotiales; Aspergillaceae
Exons: 1
Molecular function (GO): protein binding
Source: RefSeq, a predicted model, not a curated record
AUGCGACAGUGGUUGUCGCCGACCGAGUUCGACUCAGAAGGCAGUGAAUAUCGCAAACACCUGAACAACCACGCUCCUGCCACUGGAGACUGGCUGUUUCAGACUGAGCAGUAUCAGAAAUGGUAUGACUCUGAUGACACUGGCGUCCUUUGGAUUAAGGGCAUCCCAGGAAGCGGCAAAUCCGUCAUCGCAGCCAAUUUGAUUAAUGUGACUCAGCGUGAGAACGCACCGGUGCUCUUCUUUUUCUCUCGACGCAUCCUCGCGUUGAAUAGCGACCCGAAAUGUCUUCUUCGAGAUUGUUUGUUUCAAGCCCUGGGCUACAGCGCAAUCUUGCCUGUGGAGUUGCAGCCUCUCAUGGCUCGAUUCCCCGACGUCGAACAGGUGCCGUUCAAGGAUCUCUCCGCGGUGCUGACAGCUAUUCUACCGAGAUUUCCCAAGAUUUAUCUUGUUUUUGAUGCAAUGGAUGAGCUUACAGCCGAUCAGGGUAUUGUCCUCGACCUUCUUCGAUUAGGGCAGCUCAAGCCUUCAUCAGUCAAAGUGGCAAUUACAAGCCGGCAUGCUCCACCUGGCGGCCAGCCUAACCACAUUUCGCUCCUUGAUCUACAGCUUGCAAAGAGUAUGAUCGGGAAGGAUAUCAGUAGUUAUAUCAAUCAUCGCAUGGGUUUACAGGGAGAGGGGCAAAUGAGCUCAGAUGAUCGAUCUGCAAUACAGGAUGCCCUCUCUCAGAAAUCCCAAAGUCUUUUUCUUUACGCCCGACUGAUGCUAGACAAGGUGCUUCAAAGUGGAGAUCCGAUUCACGACCAGCUAGACCGCCUCCCAGGUAGCCUGGUGGAUAUGUACACAGAUAUACUCAAUGAGCACUCCGUUCUUUCUAAAAUAUCCCGUGAAUUCCAAGUCUCACUGCUCUCAUGGAUCACACAUUCGUCUCGGGCGCUUCGUUUAACCGAACUCGCUAUUGUGGUCAACUCAGAUCCAAAUCGUUGGGGACAGGCCGAUACACGAGACGCAAAGCUCAUGAUCCGAUCUGCGUGUGGCCCGUUAGUUGAGAUACUGGAAGAUGAAACAGUUCAAGUAAUUCAUCAUUCGUUUACGGAAUUCCUUCUUGAUGACGGAAGGGUCAGUUCAUCCAAGUCAUUCCCAUCUUUGAUAUCAUCAGAUGUCCACCGGAAUCUGACAAUCACAUGUGUCGAUUAUCUUUUAUCGGGGUGCUUUGACAGCUGGUCGCUGAUGACAGCGGAGGAAGAGGAUGAUGACCACAAGAUAUCAGAAGAACGCCGAGCUUUGAUGAUUCGCUUCCCUUUUCUCCAAUACACCUACCAGAACUGGCCCUAUCACGCGGCAAGGUGUGAUAAAUUAGAUACAGGCCUGUUCGAAACGCUAGACAGUUUACUUAAGUAUGGAGCCCACCCAUUCGAAAGCUGGAAGGCUUUUUGGUUUUCCACAGAGGACAUAUUCCCGAAAGAAUUCUAUCCUCUGCAUGUGGCUGCUCAGUCAGGCUUGGUUUCAUAUACCUCGUACCUGUUGGAUAAGGGAGAUGAUGCAGAUCGGGCGGAUUCAUACGGACGCAGUCCACUAGCCCACGCGGCGAUUGGGGGCCAUUCAAAAACUGCAGCUGUUUUGAUUAAUCGCACCACAAGCGUGAGCACUAAAGAUUUUGACGGCCUGGCUCCUAUUCAUCAUGCAUCUAAAGGCAACCAUAGCGAGGUUGUGAAGGGCCUUCUCACUGCCGGUGCUGACCCGAUGGAGCCAAAAUCCCGAGAGGAUCGAUCCUGGGCAUCCUGGAGUUUGUCUACGAAUGGGAAAACGCCCAUGCAGUAUGCGUGCGAGUUGGGUAAUACUGAAGCAGUUGAUGCAUUGGCGCUUUACAUGAACCCUCGCCAAAGAGACGAUAUUCACCUUCACUGGGCCGCUUCCAAAGGGCAGGCCAAUGUACUUUCAGUGUUACUGAAACACCCCGAAAUCGAGGCGAACAUCAACCGGAAAGAUGAGAAAGGAAACACAGCCUUAUACGUGGCUGCCUGUUAUAGAAACUCUGCAACAGUCCGUAUCUUGCUCGACCAUGGUGCAGACGUUCGCAUCACCUCAAGGAAUGGCAGCGACGACCACGAAUUCACUCCGUUACAAGGUUGGGCCCGAUUGCAAGACCAAAAAAUGUAUGACCGAACUCCUCGGAUACCUACAGGGGAUAUGGGAAAUGUCCUACGUCUACUGGUGCAAGCAGGAUGCGAUAUCAAUGCACGUUGUUAUGAUGGCGAAACACCACUAUUUGCAUACGAGGAUCAAUCUCUUCUCGGAGAGAGACACUCCAAGCCAGCGGUGGAAUUCGUAUCAUUGCUUCUCAAGCACGGCGCCGACCCACGUGCAACAGACAAUAGAGGAAACACUGUCCUCCAUAAAGCCUCCUGGUGCAGGGAGCGUAAGCAGGUGGUGGAGCUGUUUGUAAAAGCGGGUGCUGAUAUAAAUGCCAUCAACCACGAAGGUCUUACCCCUUUGAUCACGAUGGCAAAACAGCAGAUUUUUGAUAUACGUUCUUUUGUCGACAAUGGGGCGGACGUCAACAAACAAGACCCUGACGGAAAUACAGCUCUGCAUCAUAUUUGCACGUCGUGGUGCCUGGAGCGCGAACAUAUUGAGGAAUGGCUAGCCUAUGCAGACCCAACGAUCAAGAACUACGAUGGAAAUACCUGCGUGUAUAACCUUCGCUGGGGGAACGGCGGUCAGGGAAGAGUCGAAGGUAUAAAGCUUAUGGUGGAUAAAGGCCUCGACCUCGAGUCGAAGAACAUACGGGGGAGGACAGCCCUGCUUGCUGCCUGCGAGAAUGUACAGCAUCAUUUUGCCCACGAGUUACUUCGUCUUGGUGCCGAUGCGACUGUUAGAGACUUUCAGAACAAAUCGUGU